Molecule: messenger RNA, 388 nt
Organism: Staurois parvus
Lineage: Eukaryota; Metazoa; Chordata; Amphibia; Anura; Ranidae
Source: the annotation of a GenBank genome assembly
UGUCCCUCGGACACAGUGGAUCACCGAUCCAUGGAUAGAGCCAGAGAUGUCGGCUCGGUCAUGUGAUCAGUGGUGCCCAAUCACAGCUGAUCACAUCAGCGCCACCUGUCAGUGUUCAUCAGUAUCACAUUUCAGUGCCACAUCAAUGCCACAUAUCAGUGCCCAUCUGAGCUGCCUUUCAGUGUCACCCAUCAGUGCCAGUCAGUGCCACCUAUCAGUGGCGCCUAUCAGUGCCAGUCAGUGCUGCCUAUCAGUGUGCAUCAGUGCUGCCUAUCAGUGCCCGUCAGUGCUGCCUGUCAGUGCCGCCUAUCAGUGCCAUAUAUGAGUGCUGCCUUUCAGUGCCCAUCAGUGAUGCCUGUCAAUGCCCAUCAGUGCCACCUACCAGUGC